AACUUACUCAGACGUUAGCGGGACACCGGGCGGACCGCCCGCCAUUUUAAAAAUAGCCGACGCGAUUUUCAUAGUGAAGUUCUAGAAAUAGUUUAUAUUGUGUAUAUGUGAGUGGACAAUGAUUUUGAACGGGUUCUCACACGACCUCCACUUCAAAAUAUGUAAACAAACUGUCGGAGACUUCGGUUAUAUUCAUUUUAUAUAAAUUGUUUUCUACUUCGACUGAAAAAAAUAAUGCUGAGCAUUAACAGUGCAAAAAAAACGUGCUCACGGUAGUUAGAAAGAGAUAAAUAUAUACAUAUAUAGUGGCUGAGAGGAAGAGUAAGAUGUCGCUUGUUGCACCAAGGAGGGUCCAAUUGGACUGGGCUCAUACUAUACCAUGGGAACAGGAACCAGGCUGUGGAAGGGAGCCAUCGUUCAAGGGGGAAGUUCAGCAUCGAAACCAAUCAGAUUCGUCGUCAUCAUCAGCGGACACUGAUUCCCAGGGCUCGGGUUCGGCGCCCGCGGCCCGCUCCCGGAGACAUGAACCCCAGAGAGAAGAGCGGCAGGUCGAAGCCGCCAGCGUUCGGAGAGUUCAACCGAAUCCUUUAUUAAGAUCUCGUACACUACCAAACUUCGGCAAGAACCGCUCACGUGACGCGUCUCGCUGCGACACCUCGCGUCGCGCGCACCACAUCACGAUGGCGACCGAGGACCUGCUGCAGCCGGGACACGUCGUCAAGGAGAGAUGGAAGGUUGUGAAGAAGAUAGGUGGUGGCGGUUUCGGGGAGAUCUACGAGGGUCUCGACCUCGUGACCCAAGAACAGGUCGCGUUGAAAGUGGAAUCAGCGAGACAACCAAAGCAGGUUCUGAAGAUGGAAGUUGCCGUCUUGAAAAAGUUGCAAGGUAAGGAGCACGUCUGCCGCUUCAUCGGCUGCGGUAGAAACGCACGAUUCAACUACGUCGUGAUGCAGCUGCAAGGGCGGAACCUGGCGGAGUUGCGUCGCGCGCAGCCCAGAGGAGCCUUCUCGCUGUCCACUACGCUUAGGCUUGGACUUCAAAUAUUAAAAGCAAUAGAUUCCAUACAUUCAGUUGGUUUCCUACACAGAGACAUUAAACCAAGUAACUUCAGCAUCGGUCGUCACCCGUCGAAUUGUCGUAGAGUCUAUAUGCUAGAUUUCGGUCUAGCUAGGCAGUAUACGACUAGCAACGGGCAAGUGCGACCGCCGAGGGCCGCGGCGGGUUUCAGAGGCACCGUCCGCUACGCUUCCAUCAACGCCCACAAGAAUAAGGAGAUGGGGAGGCACGAUGAUCUCUGGUCGCUGUUCUACAUGCUGGUCGAGUUCGUCAACGGGCAGCUGCCGUGGAGGAAAAUCAAGGACAAAGAACAAGUCGGUCUGAUGAAAGAGAAAUAUGACCACCGUCUCCUGCUAAAGCACUUACCGUCGGAGCUGCGCCAGUUCUUAGAGCACGUCCAGCAGCUGGAGUACGCCGACACGCCGGACUACGCCAUGCUGGCUUCUCUGCUGGAGAGGUGCUGCAAGCGACGUGGGAUCCGGGAGACAGAUCCUUACGACUGGGAGAAGGACAGCGCGCCGGCCAGCCGCGCGCGGGCCGUGCUGGCGGCCGGCACCGACCACCAGCCCUCGCCCGACCACCAACCCGACAGGACCCGUCGACGCCUCGAGACCGAAGCUACGACGGCGGUUGCGACGGACACGCAGACAAACUUACAGAAGGAGAAGGCCGUGGAGAAGAGACCGCAGCCCGCCUCGCCGAGACACGUCCCGCACCACGUCAAUGGAUACUCGAACACAGACAAACCCACAGUUGAGAAGGAAGUGGAAGUAAGAACGACGCCCGCUCCGUCACCAGACAGACACGCAAAGGAGACCAGCACGUCCGCCGUGACCGGUCCGGCCAGCAGACCGGAGCGACAGAGCGUGCCGCCCUGCAAGCCGCGCGCGCCGCAACCCGCGGCGCACGCGGCGGGCGGGCCCACGCUGCUGCGCCUGCGCGUCGUGACGGCGCCCCCCACCUGCGUGCAGGAGCUGGCCGCGGCGCCCUCCGCGCCCUCCACUGCCGAUGCGAGCAGCCCACGAAUCGUCGCAGACGUGGACAGCAUGCACUCCGACACGCACUUCAAGAGAGGCGCUCGUCGCAAUGCACGUGCGCGUGCCGACCAGAGCUACACGCAGUUCGCGGUCAUGGACGACGAGAACGUGUCGGCGUUGCAGCAGGUGACGAAAGGUGGCGCUCUAACACUAGUUUCGCUGUGGAAGUCUCAGUUCGACGACUCUGAAGAGACCACAGAUAACGAAUGGAAGCAGGAACAGUUACAGUCGCCGGAGCACCGCAACACGCGCGCCACGUCGGCCGUGUCGAGCUGCUCCAACGCGCCGCGCACGCAGCUGCCGCUCACGCACACGCAGCUCACGCAGCACACGCAGCAGACGCAGCUCACGCAGCCCACGCAGCCCACGCAGCCCACUCCGCCGCGCGUGUCGCCGCAGAUCAAUGUACCCAACGAGAUAGAAAAACCGGAAAAGACUGAAAAACCGGAAAUAGCGGAGAAGCCUCCUGUGAAGAGCACAAAGUGUUGCUUGCACAGCGCAGGCAUCGACGCCUUCCCCAGACUGCAGCCGGCGCUGCCUAGGAGUUGGACACUGCCAGCGAUAGGCAGCCGCGUGCGGCAGCUGCGGCCGCCGCUGCUGCAGCAGGCGUCGUUCGACGACGGCUCGGGCGGCGCGCUGCGGUACCGCCUCGACGUCAUGCGCGGCGUGGCGGCGCGCGACCCCCCCCUCGACGGGCCCGCCCCGCGGCCCCGCGCCGGCAGUCUGCCCAGUUUGUCCCGUUCGUCGAGCUCGUCGCAGCCGCCGGCGAAGCCCCCUCCCGAGACGACGGUCUCCAGCCGUCUCGAGAUCCGCGUGCGCCCGCCUGACAGCACCUCGCCCAUGCACUCCGUCAAAAUCCAUUCCGUGGUGAGUGGGGGCGAAGUCCGACUUAACCAUGACGAGGCGUCCGUCUACUACGACGCUACUGAACACCAGCGCGACAAACGCAGGUCCUCUACGAGGAGUGGUGAAAAGAGCCAAAGUCCAGCUGUGGAGAGAACGCGCCUAGACGCAAUACCUGAUAGUGUUUCUUUCAGAAAUACGUCUGUCGUUCGUCGCGAGAACCCGAGUGGCGACGGAACACACAGCUUGAGAGAUCGCUCGUCGGGCAGCGGGUCGCGCAUCCCCGUGGCCAGCGCGCGCGGCGAGCCGGCGGCGGGCGCCGAGCACCGCCUCGCCAAGUGCGCGUCCUGGAGCGGCGACGCGCCCGACCCCGCGCACGCCGACCUCACGCCCGCGUUACGGCGACGGAGACAGAACGCCAAUGACAAAUACGCAAUAGACCCUGCCCGAGAACUAAACUUGCGAUUCGCGAGACCUCGGCACCGUCACCAGCCACCGCAUAACAACGCCACGAGCCGCUGCCGCAGCGCGGCGGGCGGCGCGCCGGGCGGCGCGUCGGGCGCGUCGUCGUCGUCGUCGGGCUCCCCGCCGCCCGCGCCGCCCGCGCCGCCCGCGCCCGCCGCGCCCGCGCCGCCCGCGCACAACGCGGCUCGCGCGCGCCGCUUCCGCCCCGCCGCCCGCGACCCCGCGCACGACGACCUGCCGCCGCCCGUCUACGGCGCCGUCGGUUCUGCCCACCGACUGUGACGCCACGACGAUGAGUCCACCGGGACGAAAGAUAAUUGAACAUCACAUAGACAGGGUGGAAUAACUGUAAUGUGAAAAUGAAGGAUAAACUAGUCAUAAUACCACUCAUUAACCUAACAUAAAUUAAUUAAUGAUCAAUGGGUUGAUAACCCAUUAAUCGCUUAACGGAAGCUUCGUUAAAAAUUUUAGUGAACCUUUUCAUAUAUAAAAUCGUCUAAAGAGUACAAAAUCAAUAUUAGAAUUAAAACAUUGUUGACAGAGAGUAUUUCGCUUAGUUAACGUAUCAAUGGGUUUCAAUUGCAUCGUAGCUGUCAAUCCCAUUAACCGGUUAAACAUUAUUGGUUUUGAAUAUAAGUUAGGUUAAUAAGUGAAAAUUUAAUUCAGGGCGCGGUGUUAUCUAAACGAUUUUAAACCUUACCGUGUUGUUAUUAUAGAUCAUUGUUCUGAAUAAAUAAUAUACUCAAAUAAAUAACGAUUUACACGAACAAAAAAGAAAAACGGGAAUAAUAAUAAUCAUAUUCAUAAGAAACGUCAUACGAAAUCGCUUGAGUUACAUCAGAAUCGUUUCAGCAAAAUAUCGAUCACAUUCGUUAUUACUGACAUGAAAUAUUUAUUUUUAUAUAAAAAUUCUCUUGUAAAAAGUAUCCUCUUCGUACUAUCGCUUGCCAUUUCAAGUAGAUUUGACGGGACGUAGACUAUUUUUUACCUUAUUGCGUGUGUAAUAAGGUCGUUAAUAGUGUUAUAUGAUAAUUUAACAGAUAUAGAGAAAUACUGGAUGCGUUACUUUGUGCGUACUUUAAAUUUAACGUCGAAUAAGAUAUGCACUGAAAAAAAAAAUAUAAAACUAAAAUUUUAAAAAUUCUAAGUGUUCGUGGCGUUCCAAUAAAAUAAUAUAUUUAAAUAUUUAGAGAAAUGAAUGAGUUUUUAGACGUAUUUCAUGGCUGCUCCCGUAGUGCUUCAUAAGUCUUGCCAAUAAAGCUCUGUCACAUUGAAAACUUCAUCAAAAUCGGUCCGCUAGUUACGUUUGCAACGAUAAAAUAUAAAUGUCGACGGCAAAAAUAUCAUCAGAAAAUGAAUAAAAAUAAUAUAUGCUAUAAGAAAAGUCGAAAAACGUUAAAAAAAAUUAAUGAUAUCGCUUCCAGUAUUUCUCUAUAUUUGUGUUGAAAUUUUCAAUUUUAAGUAAAGUUAAGGGAAUUAAAUAUAAAUAUUUAAAAAAAAAAAGUUUAGAUCUCGUAGAUAGGACUUGCCUUUAAAGCU
Messenger RNA from Vanessa atalanta (red admiral), 4940 nucleotides. RefSeq names its product tau-tubulin kinase homolog Asator (gene Asator). Lineage: Eukaryota; Metazoa; Arthropoda; Insecta; Lepidoptera; Nymphalidae. Gene Ontology annotation, biological process: signal transduction; peptidyl-serine phosphorylation. Bases 327 to 3683 code for a protein of 1118 amino acids. Gene Ontology annotation, cellular component: cytoplasm; nucleus. The record is from RefSeq and is a predicted model, not a curated record. Gene Ontology annotation, molecular function: protein serine/threonine kinase activity; ATP binding. The transcript is spliced from 31 exons.